Messenger RNA from Suncus etruscus (white-toothed pygmy shrew), 5156 nucleotides. It is a transcript of the gene RALGPS2, whose product is annotated as Ral GEF with PH domain and SH3 binding motif 2. Gene Ontology annotation, cellular component: plasma membrane. NCBI's taxonomy places the organism in Eukaryota, Metazoa, Chordata, Mammalia, Eulipotyphla, Soricidae. The record is from RefSeq and is a predicted model, not a curated record. Gene Ontology annotation, molecular function: guanyl-nucleotide exchange factor activity. Gene Ontology annotation, biological process: positive regulation of GTPase activity; Ras protein signal transduction. The transcript has 30 exons. The coding region runs from base 5 to 4885 and encodes 1626 amino acids.
CCCCAUGGAGCUGUCGCCCGCGUCCGGGGGCGCCGCCGAGGCGCGCUCGUGGCCCGAGAUGUUCCCGGCGCUGGAGCCGUCCGACUCGCCGCUGCCCCCCGACGAGCUGGAGGCGGCCGUGCCCGUGAGCGGCGCCGUGGCCGGGGGCAUGCUGGACCGCAUCCUCUUGGAGUCGGUGUGCCAGCAGCAGAGCUGGGUCCGCGUGUACGAUGUGAAAGGGCCACCCACCCAUCGCCUGUCUUGCGGCCAGUCCCCCUACACGGACAGUACCACAUGGGAGCGGAAGUACUGCAUCCUCACAGACAGCCAGCUGGUGCUGCUCAACAAGGAGAAGGAGAUGCCUGUGGAGGGGGGACCGGAGCAGCAGACAGAGGCCACCAAAGGGCGGUGCCUGAGGAGAACCGUCAGUGUUCCUUCUGAGGGCCAGUUUCCUGAGUACCCACCAGAGGGCACUGCUAAACUGGAGGUGCCGGCAGAACGGUCCCCCCGCAGACGGAGUAUCUCAGGGACCAGUACAUCUGAGAAGCCCAGCUCCAUGGACCCUGCAAAUACCUCACCCUUCAAAGUCCCAGGAUUCUUCAGCAAGCGCCUGAAAGGCUCCAUCAAGAGGACCAAAAGCCAAUCAAAGCUUGAUAGGAACACCAGCUUCCGACUCCCAUCCCUGCGCAACACCGAGGACAGGUCCCGGGGGCUACCUAAGCUCAAGGAAUCUCGUUCGCAUGAGUCCUUGCUGAACCCCUGCAGUGCUGUGGAGUGCCUGGAUCUAGGGCGCGGGGAGCCCAUUGCAGUGAAGCCCCUUCAUAGUAGCAUCCUUGGGCAAGACUUCUGCUUUGAGGUUACCUACUUUAGUGGAAGUAAAUGCUUCAGCUGUAACUCUGCUUCAGAGAGGGACAAGUGGAUGGAAAACCUUCGCCGAACAGUACAGCCAAAUAAGGACAAUUGCAGGCGUGCCGAAAAUGUUCUUCGUCUAUGGAUUAUUGAAGCCAAGGACCUUGCCCCGAAAAAGAAAUAUUUCUGUGAACUGUGCCUUGAUGAUACCCUCUUCGCUCGUACAACCAGCAAGACCAAAGCAGACAAUCUUUUCUGGGGGGAACAUUUUGAAUUUUAUAGCCUUCCACUUCUUCAUAGCAUCACGGUUCACAUCUAUAAAGAUGUGGAAAAGAAGAAGAAGAAAGACAAGAAUAACUAUAUUGGACUCGUCAACAUUCCCACUGCCAGCGUGACGGGACGCCAAUUUGUGGAGAAGUGGUACCCCAUCAGUACCCCUACUCCCAACAAGGGCAAAGCGGGUGGACCUUCUAUUCGGAUUAAAUCCCGUUUUCAGACUAUCACCAUCCUGCCCAUGGAGCAAUACAAGGAGUUUGCUGAGUUUGUCACCAGCAACUACACCAUGCUGUGUUGUGUCCUUGAGCCCGUCAUCAGCGUGAGGAACAAAGAAGAGCUGGCAUGUGCUUUAGUGCACAUUCUUCAGAGUACUGGCAGAGCCAAGGACUUCCUCACCGACCUGGUGAUGUCUGAGGUGGACCGUUGUGGGGACCAUGACGUCCUGAUCUUCCGAGAGAACACCAUCGCCACCAAGUCCAUUGAAGAGUACCUGAAGUUGGUGGGCCAGCAGUACCUGCACGACGCCCUGGGGGAGUUCAUCAAAGCCUUGUACGAGUCAGAUGAGAACUGUGAGGUUGAUCCCAGCCGGUGCUCAUCCAGUGAACUGAUGGAUCACCAGAGCAACCUGAAAAUGUGCUGUGAGCUGGCCUUCUGCAAGAUAAUCAACUCCUACUGUGUUUUCCCACGAGAACUGAAGGAAGUGUUUGCCUCCUGGAAGCAGCAGUGCCUGGCCCGCGGCAAGCAGGACCUCAGCGAGCGGCUCAUUAGUGCCUCGCUUUUCUUGCGCUUCCUGUGCCCAGCCAUCAUGUCGCCCAGCCUCUUCAAUCUCAUGCAGGAGUACCCCGAUGAUCGCACCUCCCGCACUCUCACGCUCAUCGCCAAGGUCAUCCAGAACCUUGCCAACUUCGCCAAAUUUGGAAACAAAGAAGAAUACAUGGCGUUUAUGAAUGAUUUCUUAGAACACGAGUGGGGCGGAAUGAAACGCUUUCUCUUGGAGAUCUCUAACCCAGACACCAUCUCCAACACCCCAGGCUUUGAUGGCUACGUGGACCUGGGUCGGGAGCUCUCGGUGCUGCAUUCCUUACUCUGGGAGGUGGUGUCCCAGCUGGAUAAGGCAACCGUGGCAAAGUUGGGGCCUCUCCCUCGGGUUCUUGCUGACAUUACCAAGUCGCUGACGAACCCAACACCCAUUCAACAGCAGCUUCGGCGCUUUACAGAGCAUAACUCCAGCCCCAACAUCAGCAGCAGCCUUUCCUCGGGGCUGCAGAAGAUCUUUGAAGAUCCUGUGGACAGCGAUAGGCAGCGGCUGAGGUCACCUAGCCAGGACCCCCCAGACAGCUACUUCCGUGGGAAGACACUGCUGCUGGUGCAGCAGGCCUCAUCGCAGAGCAUGAGCUGCUCAGACCGGGACGAGAAGGAGACCGGGCUGCCCAAUGGCCGAAGCGUUUCCCUCAUGGACCUGCAGGACACACACGCGGCACCUGGGGAGCUGCCGGCCCUUGUGCUGGACACGCCACUGCGCCUGGCCGGCAGCCAGCUGUCCAUCACCCAGGUGGCCAGUAUCAAGCCACUGCGAGAGGCUCAGAGCGCCCCCCAGAGUGCCCCACAAGUGCGACGGCCCCUGCACCCUGCCCUCACACAGCCCCUGUGCUUCCAGAAUCCCGUGUACCACCUCAGCAACCCGGCGCCUGCCCUGCCCAAGGCGUCAGCAGACUCCAGUCUGGAGAACCUAAGCACAGCCAGUUCCCGCAGCCAGAGCAAUAGUGACGACUUCAAGCUCAGCGGGCCCAGCAAUAGCAGCCUGGAGGACUGCACCAGGCGCAGCGCCCAGAGUGAAGAUUUCUCCCGGCGCCAUGGUCCCCUGGCGCUACCUCGGCAGAACAGCACUGGGCUAGCUCCAGGCCAUCGAGCUGAGCACAUGGGACCCGGGGCACGAGCCAAGGCCCCACAUUCCCUGCCUCACGGUGCUUCCCUGCGCAGCACCCGCAGCGCGUCAGCUGAGCCUGCGCAGAAUGGAAGCCGGUCCCGGCAGCAGUCAUCCUCAUCCCGAGAGAGCCCAGUCCCCAAAGUGAGGGCCAUCCAGAGGCAGCAGACCCAACCUAUUGGGGUACAGUCCCCUGUGGACUCAGCCACCAUGUCCCCCGUGGAGAGGACAGCAGCCUGGGUCCUCAACAAUGGGCAGUAUGAAGAGGGCGUGGAGGAAGCAGAACAGGCGCAGGAUGAAGCCAAGCAUGCUGAAAAGUACGAGCAGGAGAUCGCCAAGCUGAAAGAGCGACUGCGUGUGUCAAGCCGGCGGCUGGAAGAAUAUGAGCGGCGCCUGCUGGUGCAGGAGCAGCAGAUGCAGAAGCUGCUAUUGGAGUACAAGGCACGGCUGGAAGAGAGUGAGGAGCGGCUGCGCCGUCAGCAGGAGGAGAAGGACAGUCAGAUGAAGGGCAUUAUCAGUAGGCUGAUGGCAGUGGUUUCCGGCUUGCAGAGUGCCCCAAUUUUCAGGCUGACUAAAACCUGGGCGUUAUUAAGUCGAAAAGACAAAACUACCUUUGAGAAAUUAGAAUAUGUAAUGAGUAAAGAAGAUAACUACAAAAGACUCAGAGACUAUAUAAGUAGCUUAAAGAUGACACCUUGCAUUCCCUAUUUAGGUAUCUUUUUGUCAGAUUUAACAUACAUUGAUUCAGCAUAUCCUUCAACUGGCAGCAUUCUAGAGAAUGAGCAAAGGUCCAAUCUAAUGAAUAAUAUCCUCCGAAUCAUUUCAGACUUACAGCAGUCCUGUGAAUAUGAUAUCCCCAUGUUGCCUCAUGUCCAGAAAUACCUGAAUUCCAUGCAGUAUAUCGAAGAGCUACAGAAGUUUGUGGAAGACGACAAUUACAAACUUUCCUUAAAGAUAGAACCAGGAACAAGUACCCCACGCUCUGCUGCUUCCAGGGAAGACUUAGUAGGUCCUGAAGUGGGCGCAUCCCCACAGAGUGGCCGCAAGAGUGUGGCAGCCGAAGCAGCGUUGCUCCCCGCCACACCACCCUCACCCCGGAACCUCAUUCCUCACGGACACAGGAAGUGCCACAGCUUGGGUUACAAUUUCAUUCACAAGAUGAACACAGCGGAGUUUAAGAGUGCAACGUUCCCCAAUGCAGGCCCCCGACACCUGCUGGACGACAGUGUCAUGGAGCCCCACGCCCCAUCUCGAGGCCAUGCUGAGAGCUCCACGCUCUCCAGCGGCAUCUCCAUUGGUAGCAGUGAUGGCUCUGAGUUAAGUGAAGAAACCUCGUGGCCUGCUUUUGAAAGGACCAGAUUAUACCAUUCUCUGGGCCCGGUGACAAGAGUGGCACGAAAUGGCUAUUGGAGCCACCUGAAGGCCAGCAGUUCUGCAGAAUCAGAAGAUCUGGCCGUGCACUUAUACCCAGGAGCUGUUACUAUUCAGGGCGUCCUCCGGAGGAAAACACUGCUAAAAGAAGGCAAAAAACCUACAGUAGCAUCAUGGACAAAAUACUGGGCAGCUUUAUGCGGGACACAACUUUUUUAUUAUGCUGCCAAAUCUCUCAAGGCCACCGAACGGAAACAUUUCAAAUCCACCUCCAAUAAGAACGUGUCCGUGGUUGGGUGGAUGGUGAUGAUGGCUGAUGACCCGGAGCACCCAGAUCUCUUCUUACUGACCGACUCUGAGAGGGGAAACUCGUACAAGUUCCAAGCUGGCAACAGGAUGAACGCAAUGCUGUGGUUCAAGCAUCUGAGUGCUGCCUGCCACAGCAACCAGCCACAGGCACCUACGAACUUGAUGACUUUCGAGUGAAGCCUAGGAAGGACGGAGGUGUGGUGCUGCUACCGUGGGUGGCGGGAGCCUGCCGGAAGAGCGCCGGCUACAAAGCAGCCUUGUGCCAGGCAGAGCCCCGAGGUGCCCGCCCAGCCUUUGGAGUUCCGACCCCGAAGCAGCGCUCACUUCAGGGUGCCAAGCGAGCUCUUUCCAGACACCAAACUGCCGUGGACCCUGCUGCUCCUCUCAGAACCGACCUGUGGAAACCACUGCCUUAAAGAAUGAAAGGGAAACCCACCCAAACACCAAA